AUGCCUGACUCUCCCGACAUAGAAGAGGCCAAUCCUUUAUUGCUCGAAUCAGAAGAUGAAUAUCGCAGUAGUCUCGAGUACUCACAAGACACGGCGGACUUCGACAGAAAAGGGGACCCAGAAAAUCCACUCGAGUGGCCUGGCUCCUACAAAUGGGGGGUCGUGGCCUUGCUAUCCUUCAUGGGCUUCACAGUCACAUUCACAUGCAUCUCGCUAGCCCCUAUAGCCGGUCAUGUCGUUGAUGAUCUCAACGGUAGCAAAGGGGCUAAAUCUGCCACCGUUAUGCUCGUCACAAUAUGGGAGCUAGGCGAGGCAGUAGGCCCCCUUUUCAUCGCUCCGCUAUCUGAGAUAUUUGGGCGCUAUCGCCUCUACCUAACUAUGAACACGAUGUUCAUUGUGGCUAUCCUGUUCGCCGCUUUAUCGCCCAGUACAGAACUGCUUAUCGUCUCACGCGCUCUAACGGGAAUUUCGGUAGCGUCCAACGUGCUGAGCCCUGCCAUUAUUGGUGACAUGUUCGUCCCUGAGCAAAGGGGCACUGCGCUUACUCUGAUAAUGUUCACUCCCCUCAUUGGUGGUACCUUGGGUCCAAUUAUUAGCGGUGCUGUCUUGCAGACUCUAGGAUGGCGCGCUAUCAUUUGGAUUAGCGUUGUGAUGGCCAGCAUUUGCCAGAUCUUGUUCUUAACCUUCUUCCAAGAAACAUAUAAGGUCCAGAUCCUGCGCCGGAGGGCGGCUCGGCUAAGUCUUGAAAUCGGGGGGUUCGAGAAGAAAAAGCGUCCUACGGUGGACAUGGCCAGCUUGGGACACUCGAUCAUGCGCCCGGUGGUGGUUCUACUCAACUCGAGUGUUCUGGUGGCUCUCUUGCUGUUUGGGUCUUACAUGUUCUCACAUUUCUACAUUGUAUCCACAACACUUCCUGAGAUUUUGGAAGAUAUUUAUGGACUGUCGCCGACUGAAACAGGUCUUGUUUUCAUUGCAAAUGCCAUUGGCACCAUCAUCAGUUUUAUAAUAUCGAAAGUCCUAUUGGAUAAAAUAUACGUCAAGCUCCGCGCGCGAAAUCACGGAGAUGGUCUGCCCGAAUACCGCCUACCUCUCAGUAUCAUUGGAGCCUUGACCCUCCCCCCUGCGGUGAUUCUGUAUGGAUGGUGCGCUGAAUACAGGCUACCGUUAUGUGUGCUUGUCUUCUCGAUGGUUUGGCUUCGUGCUUCUGUGAUGCUGGCUUCCUCGCCUUUGACGGCGUACAUUGUGGACGCGUGUGGGAUUUAUUCGGCAUCUGCAAUGGCUGGUCUCAUAUCAAUGAGAUGCUUAGCUGGGGCGUUCUUGCCGCUUUCAGUAUCGCGUCUGACUGAGAGGCUUGGGUACGGGGGAGGCUUUUCUAUGCUCGGAGGUCUCGGCCUGGUCUUUGCUCUCAUUCCUACAUUGGUUUUCCACUAUGGUGCACAGUGGCGACAGCGUUCUCGGUAUACAGCAAGUAAUUCGUGA
Molecule: messenger RNA, 1479 nt
Organism: Penicillium mononematosum
Lineage: Eukaryota; Fungi; Ascomycota; Eurotiomycetes; Eurotiales; Aspergillaceae
Exons: 3
Coding region: 1-1479 (492 amino acids)
Biological process (GO): transmembrane transport
Molecular function (GO): transmembrane transporter activity
Source: RefSeq, a predicted model, not a curated record